Wallemia ichthyophaga EXF-994 is the source of this 624-nucleotide messenger RNA. RefSeq lists its product as uncharacterized. NCBI's taxonomy places the organism in Eukaryota, Fungi, Basidiomycota, Wallemiomycetes, Wallemiales, Wallemiaceae. The coding region runs from base 1 to 624 and encodes 207 amino acids. The transcript has a single exon. The record is from RefSeq and is a predicted model, not a curated record.
AUGAGCCAGCACAGAAAAUCGAAUAGACAGAAAUUAAUUUCAGAGAUCGAAGAUGAGGAGGAGGGGAGUGUGCAGGUUGGAGGAUUGAAGGCGGAGAGGGAUGGAGAGGGGGUUGCAGGGACAAGGACGCAGACGACGCAGACACCGACAAAGACUCCUACAAAGACUCCAACAAAAACUCCAAAUAGGCGUGGGAAUAGAAGGCAGCCUCAGAGUGUACCUGCGAAAUCAAGUCAGAUAAACUGGGAUAUGCCAGUGAAUAACCAGCAGCAAAGGAGGAAUGAACCGUAUAACUGGCAGGAGGUGUUGCAGACGUUACCUGGAGCUGGAGCGGGGGUAUCAGGUGUAUCAGCAGCACCACCUACAGCCCCAUCCUCAUCCACAACACCUAGAAAGAAAACAAAAGGGAAACAGCGCACGAAAUCAGCCAGUGAUGGGAUUUCAGGGUUGAAUUGGCAGCAAAUACAAUUGACAAGAAGCACAAACACGCCAAAUAAGCCAUAUAAUAGAAGACCACAUACGGAUAAUCCAAAUACAAAUACAAAUACAAAUCCAUACGCAGGUGCAGCAUUUCAUAAUUCACCUGCACCAGAUGAGUUGCCUGCACCAAAAUUCCUCAAGUAG